UUUAAAAAAAAAAAACAAUUAAACGAUAAAGUUUAUAAUUAGUAUUAAUUAAAUUUUAUUUAAUUGCUGAAUAAUUAAAAAUCAGAUGAUUUCACCAGAAUUAAUGAGUCCAGAAGGCUCUCAAACCUCGUCAACUUCUAGACGAAGCAAUUUUGGAACUCCUACGGCGCGUAAACAGGCGCUACGAAGUGUUUUAGAUAAAACACAAAGCUUACAAAAUCAUGCUAAUUCAAAUGCGACACUUGGAAUUUUAGAAAAUGUUUUCCAGGAAGCAGAUCAAAUUCACGAUGACAUUUCUAUGGAGGAAAAAAUCAGCAACCAGGAUGAAGUGGUAAUGGACUCGGAAGUGAUGAGCGUGUCGUCAAAAGUCAUAAAGUCUUGCACCCAAGUCCUAACCAAGGAGUACAACACGUUCAGCAGCAUGGAGUUUGCUCAUAAAUUGAUGGAGUACGUCCAGCAAUUACCGGACACGACGGUCGCGGAUGUCAACUGGUCGAUGCUGCAGAAGGACGUUCCAGCGUUCAAAGCCACCGCGACUUACGUGAACCUGCUGAACAAGAUAAUGCGCGUCGGUGAGAGGAGAAACAAGCGCGACAAGAACGGCAGCGGCGACAAAAGUUUGAAUGACAGCGGAAGCAACGACGAAGGAAGACCCAAGGGCUCGGUUAAGACUGAAAAUAUACUGAGCAGCCAGAGGCGCAAUGCCUACGUCGAACAGGUUGCCGCGAGAAUGAAUCGUACGAGAUUGAACGACCCGAAUGUGACCACCAAGCGUCCCGAUAACGUUAUCCAAGUCGAGGUCGACGCUGACAACGACGGCAACAAACCGAUUCUUGAUCAUCUUCGCAAGCUGAUCAGGAAAGUUUAUAAAGACAACGGGAAGCAGCCUAUUGAUUACUUCAAGCUCAUCCUCGAUCCCGGUGACUUUGGAAAAACCAUUGAAAAUAUGCUCCACGUCGCUUUCCUCGCCAAAGACGGAUUCAUUCGAUUUAGAACUGGUAAUUUCUCUCACGAUUAUUAUUAUUUAUCAAUUAUUAUUUCGACGGUCUCAGGUGGUAACUGCAUUGAUUUUAACCUGGUCAAUAAUUAUUAAGAUUUUAAUUAUUGGCUCUUAAAUCUGGUUCUAUCCUAGAUCCUAAACUGAAUAAUUGUCAUUAGAAACUUAAAAAUAUAAAUAUUAGGUAAUGCAGUUACAUAACUAUUAAAAAUCAAUAAUUAUGAAAUAAAGUCACCUAGUUAAUGAGUAUUAUAUAAAUUAUCCAUGAAAGAAAUUAAUUAGAAAUAUAUUUAACUCGCGGAUAAUCAUUAUUGUUAAUUUUGUGCUGAGUGUAAUUUAUCUGGGAGUGAAAACUUGAGCAAGAUCCGCCAUGUUGGACACGAUGUGUAAUGGAACCGUGUUUCGUGGUCGAGAAUACAGAAAUCUCACUUAUAUAAUCGAUUUAUCCGAGUUUUUUAUGACACUUAGGUAAUUGGUGCUUUUAAUUAUAAAUUAAUUACUGAGUUAAAAGUAAAACUUAAAAGAAAGUGAUUUUUAGUCAAUGUCAGAGGAAUUUUAAUGAAUGAGGUGAAAAUGGGAGACGGGAAGGGGAUCAAAAAUUUGGGUACUUACUCAGGUGAGUCGUGAAUUGUUUUGAGAAUAAUUAGUGUAAAGUGAGUGAAAAUGAGUACUUACUGUUUACAGAGAGGACUCCAGAAACUUUAGCGACUUCGGGUUGUAAUAAUGCGGGUUUGACGGCCCGAAGGGCUCCAGCGGCAGCUUUCGUUACAGCAUUCAACAUCAUGGCCGGCUGAAUGAG
Molecule: messenger RNA, 1796 nt
Organism: Cotesia glomerata
Lineage: Eukaryota; Metazoa; Arthropoda; Insecta; Hymenoptera; Braconidae
Gene: Nse4
Product: EP300-interacting inhibitor of differentiation 3
Exons: 4
Coding region: 86-1093 (335 amino acids)
Biological process (GO): DNA repair
Cellular component (GO): nucleus; Smc5-Smc6 complex
Source: RefSeq, a predicted model, not a curated record